This is a messenger RNA of Propithecus coquereli (Coquerel's sifaka), 6299 nucleotides long. RefSeq names its product SET domain containing 1B (gene SETD1B). NCBI's taxonomy places the organism in Eukaryota, Metazoa, Chordata, Mammalia, Primates, Indriidae. The record is from RefSeq and is a predicted model, not a curated record. Gene Ontology annotation, cellular component: Set1C/COMPASS complex. The coding region runs from base 72 to 5993 and encodes 1973 amino acids. The transcript is spliced from 17 exons. Gene Ontology annotation, molecular function: histone H3K4 methyltransferase activity; protein binding; RNA binding.
CGCGGGGGACACCAUGUACUGGCUGGCGGCGCGGGGAGGCCGGCGCCCGGCGGGGAUGUUGGGUUAACGGCAUGGAGAACAGUCACCCCCCCCACCACCACCACCAGCAGCCCCCGCCGCAGCCCGGCCCUUCGGGCGAGAGGAGGAACCACCAUUGGAGAAGUUACAAGUUGAUGAUUGACCCGGCUCUGAAAAAGGGGCAUCAUAAACUGUACCGCUACGAUGGGCAGCAUUUCAGCCUGGCGAUGUCCAGCAACCGCCCGGUGGAAAUUGUCGAAGAUCCCCGGGUCGUCGGGAUCUGGACCAAAAACAAGGAGCUGGAGCUGUCGGUGCCCAAAUUCAAAAUCGAUGAGUUCUACGUGGGCCCGGUGCCUCCGAAGCAGGUGACAUUUGCCAAGCUGAAUGAUAACAUCCGCGAAAACUUCCUGAGGGACAUGUGCAAGAAGUAUGGGGAGGUGGAGGAGGUGGAGAUUUUGUACAACCCCAAGACCAAGAAGCACCUGGGCAUCGCCAAGGUGGUCUUUGCCACCGUCAGGGGAGCCAAGGAGGCUGUUCAGCACUUGCAUAGCACUUCCGUGAUGGGCAACAUUAUCCACGUGGAGCUGGACACUAAAGGGGAAACCCGCAUGCGGUUCUAUGAACUGUUGGUCACAGGCCGAUACACCCCCCAGACCCUCCCGGUGGGUGAGCUGGACGCCGUCUCUCCAAUUGUGAACGAGACCCUGCAGUUGUCGGAUGCCCUGAAGCGCCUCAAGGAUGGUGGCCUGUCUGCAGGCUGUGGCUCCGGCUCCUCCUCUGUCACCCCCAAUAGCGGUGGGACACCCUUCUCCCAGGACACUGCUUACUCCAGCUGCCGCCUGGACACACCCAACUCCUAUGGACAGGGCACCCCGCUCACGCCGCGCCUGGGCACCCCCUUCUCGCAAGACUCUAGCUACUCUAGCCGCCAGCCCACACCCUCCUACCUCUUCAGCCAGGACCCUACAGCAACCUUCAAGGCCCGACGCCAUGAGAGCAAGUUCACGGAUGCCUACAGCCGUCGCCUUGAGCAUCAUUAUGUCCAUAAUUCUCCUGUGGUCACUGCAGUGGCUGGGGCUACGGCCGCCUUCCGGGGCUCCUCGGACCUCCCCUUUGGGGCAGUCAGCAGCAGUGGGAGCAGCAGUGGCCCUCCCUUCAAGGCCCAACCACAAGAUUCGGCCACGUUUGCUCAUACUCCGCCACCUGCCCAAGCAACCUCCGUUCCGUUCAAGUCAGCUUUCUCUCCGUAUCAGACCCUGGCACCCCCUUUCCCCCCACCGCCCGAGGAGCCCACUGCCACAGCCACCUUUGGGACCCGUGACAGUGGGGAGUUCCGGAGGGCACCUGCCCCCCCUCCCCUGCCUCCUGCUGAGCCUCUGGCCAAGGAGAAGCCAGGCACGCCCCCUGGCCCGCCACCCCCAGACACCAACAGCAUGGAGCUGGGAGGCCGGCCGACCUUCGGCUGGAGUCCUGAGCCCUGCGACAGCCCGGGCACACCCACGCUGGAGUCGUCGCCUGCGGGGCCAGAGAAGCCCCAUGACAGCCUGGACUCACGCAUCGAGAUGCUGCUGAAGGAGCAGCGCACCAAGCUACCCUUCCUGCGGGAACAGGACUCGGACACCGAGCUGCAGAUGGAGGGCAGCCCCAUCUCCUCCUCCUCCUCCCAGCUCUCCCCGCUGGCCCCCUUUGGCACUAACUCCCAGCUGGGCUUUCGCGGCCCCACACCCCCCUCCUCGCGCCCCUCCAGCACCGGCCUGGAGGACAUCAGCCCUACGCCACUGCCCGACUCCGAUGAGGAUGACGAGCUUGAGCUGGGCCUGGGGCCUCGUCCUCCACCCGAGCCAGGCCCACCGGACCCCACUGGUCUUCUGGGCCAGACAGCUGAGGUGGCUUUGGACCUGGCAGGAGACAGGACCCCGACCUCAGAGAAGAUGGAUGAGGGCCAGCAGUCCUCGGGAGAGGACAUGGAGAUCUCGGACGACGAGAUGCCCUCAGCCCCCAUCACCAGCGCCGACUGCCCCAAGCCCAUGGUGGUGACCCCAGGCGCGGCAGCUGUGGCAGGCCCUUCUGUGCUGGCCCCAACCCUGCCGCUGCCCCCGCCACCUGGCUUCCCACCGCUACCCCCGCCUCCACCACCACCUCCGCCGCAGCCCGGCUUCCCCAUGCCCCCACCACUACCCCCACCACCACCUCCGCCACCUCCGGCCCACCCCGCUGUGACAGUGCCCCCACCGCCCCUGCCAGCACCGCCGGGUGUCCCGCCACCACCUAUCCUGCCACCGUUGCCCCCCUUCCCGCCGGGCCUGUUUCCCGUGAUGCAGGUGGACAUGAGCCACGUGCUGGGUGGCCAGUGGGGCGGCAUGCCCAUGUCCUUCCAGAUGCAAACACAGAUGCUGAGCCGUCUGAUGACAGCCCAGGGUGCUUGUCCCUACCCACCCUUCAUGGCCGCCGCUGCUGCCGCCGCCUCAGCAGGGCUACAGUUUGUCAACCUGCCUCCCUACCGGGGUCCCUUCUCCCUCGGCAACACUGGCCCAGGCCGCGGGCAGCACUGGCCACCCCUGCCCAAGUUUGACCCAUCAGUGCCACCACCAGGCUACGUGCCCCGUCAGGAGGACCCACACAAGGCCACAGUGGAUGGCGUCCUGCUGGUGGUCCUCAAAGAGCUCAAGGCCAUCAUGAAGCGUGACCUGAACCGCAAGAUGGUGGAAGUGGUGGCCUUCCGGGCCUUCGACGAGUGGUGGGACAAGAAAGAACGGAUGGCCAAGGCUUCACUGACCCCUGUGAAGUCAGGCGAGCACAAGGAUGAGGACAGGCCGAAGCCCAAGGACCGAAUCGCCUCGUGCCUGCUGGAGUCAUGGGGCAAGGGCGAAGGCCUGGGCUACGAGGGCCUGGGCCUGGGCAUCGGGCUGCGUGGGGCCAUUCGCCUGCCCUCCUUCAAGGUCAAGAGGAAGGAGCCACCAGAUGCGGCCUCGUCCGGCGACCAGAAGCGGCUGCGGCCCUCAACCUCCGUGGAUGAGGAAGACGAGGAGUCGGAGCGGGAGCGGGACCGGGACAUGGCGGACGCCCCCUGCGAGCUGGCCAAGCGGGACCCCAAGGGUGUGGGUGUGCGGCGGCGGCCGGCGCGGCCCCUGGAGCUGGACAGUGGCGGGGAGGAGGACGAGAAGGAGUCCUUGUCGGUGUCCUCAUCCUCGUCAGCGUCCUCGUCCUCGGGGUCCUCCACCACCUCACCCUCAUCCUCGGCCUCAGACAAGGAGGAGGAGCGGGAAAGCACAGAGGAGGAAGAGGAGGAGGAGGAAGCGGAGGAGGAGGAGGAGGAGGAGGAAGCGGAAGAGGAGGAAGGCCCCAGGAGCCAAAUCUCCUCCUCCUCAACCUCAUCCACAUCAGAUAAGGAUGACGACGAUGAGGACAGUGAUGACCGGGAUGAGUCUGAGAAUGACGACGAAGACACAGCCCUGUCAGAGGCGAGUGAGAAGGAAGCCGGGGACUCGGAUGGAGAGACUGUGAGCAUCGCGACCUCCAAGGCCGAAGCCGCGUCCUCCAGCGAGAGUUCCGAGUCUUCCGAGUUUGAGUCAAGCUCCUCGUCCUCCUCCACGUCCUCGGAGGAUGAAGAGGAGGUGGCAGCAAGGGAGGAGGAAGAAGAGGAGGAGGAGGAAGUGAUGAUGGCCGAGGAGAGCGUGGCUCCUGCGGGCCCUGAGGACUUUGAGGAGGACGGGGAGAAAGCGUCUCUGGCCCCAGCAGCGCCUACUAGGAUGGCCUCGCUGGGCACAGAGCAGGAGGUGGACAUCGAGGCCGAGGCCCCCAAGGAGCCGCCCCCCGAGCCAGAGGAACCCCUGUUGCCUGUGGCUGUGGAGGAGCCUGUGAGCGGCAAGGAGCCCCCCGAGGAGCUGGGCCUGCGCCAGGAAGGGGCCGCGACGCCGCCGUCUCCAGAACCCCCUGUGGGGGAGGUGGAGGCCCGGCCCCCGUCACCUCCUGAGCGAGCUCCAGAGGACAACCUGGACGUGGAGCCCGAGCCCCCUGUGAUGCUCCCCUUGCCCUCGCAGCCACCAUUGCCACCCCCCCGACCCCCCCGGCCACCCAGCCCACCACCGGAGCCUGAGACUGUGGAGCCCCCUCCCCCAUCGGUCUCUCUGGAGCCUCCCACUGAGGACCAGCCCCCACGUACCCCAGGCCUCUGCGGCAGCCUGGCCAAGUCGCAGAGCACAGAGACGGUGCCGGCCACGCCUGGCGGGGAGCCCCCGCUGUCAGGGGGCAGCAGCGGCCUGUCACUGAGCUCCCCACAGGUGCCUGGUAGCCCCUUCUCCUACCCAGCCCAGUCCCCUAGCUUGAGCAGUGGGGGCCUCCCACGGACACCUGGCCGGGACUUCAGCUUCACGCCCACCUUCCCUGAGCCCGGGCCCCUGCUCCUGCCCGUCUGCCCCCUCCCGUCUGGCCGGCGCGACGAUCGCCCCGGGCCCUUGGCCUCCCCGGUGCUCCUGGACACGGGCCUGCCUCUGCCUCUGCCUCUGCCCCUGCCUCUGCCCCUGGCCUUGCCUGUGCCCGUCCUGCGGGCCCAGACUCGGGCCCCCACCCAGCUGCCACCCCUGCUGCCCGCCUCCCUGGCCCCUUGCCCGCCCACCAUCAAGAGGAAGCCGGGCCGGCCCCGGCGCUCCCCGCCGUCUAUGCUCUCCUUGGAUGGGCCCUUGGUCCGGCCACCAGCAGGUGCCCCCCAUGGAAGGGAGAUCCUGAUCCUGCCAGGCCAGCCACAGGCCCCCAUCUUCCCCAGCACCCAUGACCCACGGACCUUGACCCUGGACUUCCGGAACGCGGGGAUCCCGGCGCCCCCACCGCCUCUCCCCCCACAGCCACCACCGCCUCUGCCUCCACCACCUGUGGAGCCUGCCAAGCUGCCCUUCAAGGAGCUAGACAACCAGUGGCCCUCCGAGGCCAUUCCCCCAGGCCCCCGUGGGCACGAUGAGGUCGCCGAGGAGUACAUGGAUCUGGCCAAGGCGCGGGGGCCAUGGCGCAGGCCACCUAAGAAGCGUCAUGAGGACCUGGUGGCAGCUUCAGCCUCGCCCGAGCUCUCGCCACCCCAGCCCUUCUUCCGGCCCCGCUCAGAGUUUGAGGAGAUGACCAUCCUGUAUGACAUCUGGAACGGUGGCAUCGACGAGGAGGAUAUUCGCUUUCUGUGUGUCACCUACGAGCGGCUGCUGCAGCAGGACAACGGCAUGGACUGGCUCAACGACACGCUCUGGGUCUACCAUCCCUCUACCAGCCUCUCUUCAGCUAAGAAAAAGAAGCGGGACGAUGGCAUCCGCGAGCACGUGACGGGCUGUGCCCGCAGUGAGGGCUUCUACACCAUCGACAAGAAGGACAAGCUUAGAUACCUCAACAGUAGCCGCGCCAGCACCGACGAGCCCCCUGCGGACACCCAGGGCAUGAGCAUCCCUGCCCAGCCCCACGCCUCCACGCGGGCGGGCUCGGAGCGGCGUUCAGAGCAGCGCCGCCUGCUGUCCUCCUUCACUGGCAGCUGUGACAGUGACCUGCUCAAGUUCAACCAGCUCAAGUUCCGGAAGAAGAAGCUCAAAUUCUGCAAGAGCCACAUUCAUGACUGGGGCCUGUUUGCCAUGGAGCCCAUCGCGGCCGAUGAGAUGGUCAUCGAGUAUGUGGGCCAGAACAUCCGCCAGGUGAUUGCGGACAUGCGGGAGAAACGCUAUGAGGACGAGGGCAUCGGUAGCAGCUACAUGUUCCGGGUGGACCAUGACACCAUCAUCGAUGCCACCAAGUGCGGCAACUUCGCUCGCUUCAUUAACCACAGCUGCAAUCCCAACUGCUACGCCAAGGUGAUCACAGUGGAGUCGCAGAAGAAGAUCGUCAUCUACUCGAAGCAGCACAUCAACGUCAACGAGGAGAUCACCUAUGACUACAAGUUUCCCAUCGAGGACGUCAAGAUCCCCUGCCUCUGCGGCUCCGAGAACUGCCGGGGGACCCUCAACUAGGCCCCGGUGCCAAAACGGAAGGAUGUCAGCUGCCGCCCGGGACUCUGGAGCGGAGACCCCACGGCCCGGGGCCCGGCCCCACCUCCCACCCCCGUUUCAGGUGCUGUCCUCUGCCCAGCGGCCAUGUCAGGGCCUGGCGCCCCCAACACUACCCCAGGACCCCGCGGCUCCAGCCCCCCAGCGGGAAAGGGCUUCUCUGUCGUCCAGCCCAUGUCUCUUUCGUUUUUUUAAAAAAUGCUCCUUUCAGGAUUUUUGUUUAAGUCCCACAUAAACUCCUGUCUGUGUGUCUCUCCGGCUCUCUCCAUC